UCCAGGUGGGGGAUUCAGACCGAGCGCGGCGAGGAGGAGGAGGCGCCGCUGCAGAAUCUGGAGCCUGAAGGUGCUGCAUCGCCAUGAGAUCCACCGUGUACAAAGCAACCUCGGCGGCAACAACAACGACGGGGCCGGGCUUGCUGGAGCCUGGCCCGGAGGAAGAGGAGGAGCCGCCACCGCCGCAUCUCCGCCAGCCUCCGCCUCCCCCGCAGAACCAGAUCACUGUGCCGGCCCCAGUGGCUGCUGCAGCGGCGGGCCCUAAGGGCCGGGCCAUCGUCCCGGCGGCUGUAGCCGCCGCUGCUCCUGGCCAGCAGCAGCAGGAAGGUGGCGUUGGCUGCUGUUGGGGCGGCCUGGUGCCCUCGCCGUGCCCGGCAGGCAACACUCGGCAGGCGGGCGUGGGCGAUGCCGCCGGCAGCUCCCGCCCCUCCAAGUACCAGGCGGUACUGCCCGGACACACCGCUGCUGCCGCCACCGGCGCCAAGGACGGCAAGCGCGUCGGGCCCCACGCCGGACCUGGAGGAGCACCAGCGGCUCUUUCGCCCCCUCCUCCGCCGCUACCGUCGUCGGCUUCCGUCACGGCUGAGCCUGGACAGCCUCCUCCACCCCCAGGAGCAGCGGCGGGGGGAUCUCCGGCCUCUUCGGAGCCCAGUGGCAAGUGGAAAAGCGGCAGUAGUAGCAGCAGCACAGGUAGCGGCGGCGGCGGAGGGAGCAGCCUUCGGAAGAGCCCCAUGGGGGCCGGCGGGGGCGCCUCCAGCCAGGCGGCCUGCCUCAAGCAGAUCCUGUUGCUCCAGCUGGACCUUAUCGAGCAACAGCAGCAACAGUUGCAGGCCAAGGAGAAGGAGAUCGAGGAACUCAAGGCCGAGAGGGACACACUCCUUGCUCGAAUUGAGCGUAUGGAAAGGAGGAUGCAGCUGGUGAAGAAAGACAAUGAGCGUGAAAAACACAAGAUAUUUCAAGGAUAUGAGACAGAGGAGAAGGUUGAUGCUGAAGUACCAGAGAAGUUGCCUAUAGAAUGCCCACCACAAGAGCUGCUGGAGACAUCCCAGCCACUGCCUUUGAAACACUUUUCAUAUGGAAGGAAUGGGAAGGGUCAUAAACGAAAGUCUAUAUUUGGAAGCACUGAGAGGAAAACUCCAGUGAAGAAACUGGUGGCUGAAUUCUCAAAAGUCAAGUGUAAAACGCCAAAAGCUUCUCCAUUGAAAGAGGAACCCAGCAGUUCUUUAACUGAAUCAAUUAGCAGGCGCGAACUUCGAAGUCAGGAGACUCCUGAGAAAACCCGAUCACUGGGGGACACUCUGCUGAAAUCUUCAGCCUCUUUGAAAGGACCCGGGUGCCAUUCAAAGGAUAAGGGGUCCUGCAGUGAAAUAGAAGACUUACCAUACCUUUCCACUACUGAAAUGUACUUGUGCCGGUGGCACCAGCCACCUCCUUCACCUUUGCGAGAGCCUUCUCCCAAGAAGGAGGAGACUGUAGCAAUUCCAUCAUGGAGGGACCACACAGUAGAACCUCUGAGAGACCUGAAUCCUUCAGACCUUUUGGAGAACUUAGAUGACAGUGUCUUCUCCAAACGGCAUGCAAAAUUGGAAUUGGAUGAAAAGAGAAGAAAAAGGUGGGAUAUUCAACGGAUCCGGGAGCAAAGGAUAUUGCAACGACUGCAGCUCAGAAUGUAUAAAAAGAAAGGAAUUCAGGAAUCUGAGCCUGAAGUUACCUCAUUUUUCCCAGAGUCAGAUGAUGUUGAAAGCUUGCUGAUCACCCCUUAUUUGCCUGUUGUAGCAUUUGGCCGACCAUUACCAAAAUUAACUCCACAGAACUUUGAACUGCCAUGGCUGGAUGAGCGAAGCCGUUGUCGGUUGGAGAUGCAAAAGAAACAGACGCCUCAUCGGACAUGCAGGAAAUAGGUGUGUCCAACUAGGAGAAAUCUCUGCCACAAUUGUGCUCCUGUCCUAUUUGGCAGAGAAUCAUAUACGUUCUGUCAUGUCAGUCUUUCCCCCUUGAUGUAAAUUCUUGUUCAUUAUAAAUAUUUUUUAUACUUACAUAUAAUUUCUUUCUCUUUCCCCCUCAAAACUUUUCACCUGUUUUCCAUUUUCCUUUCCAUGGUAGAAAGUACUGAAGGUUUUUGUUAGGACAAUAUUAGCAACUUAUGGUGCACUUAAGUUGAGCUGUACUGGACAGCUGCAGCUGGCACAGUCCAUUUUAGAGUAGCCUUCUCAUACGCAAUGCUCUCCAGAUUUGUUGGAGUACAAGUCCCAGCAUCUUCUAGCUAGCCAAGGAAUGCUGGAGUUGUAGUCCAACAUACUUAAAGGACACCAGGUUUGGGAAGGCUUACUUAACAAUUAUGAAAUGUGGACAAGCAUAAACAUUUGAUAAAACUGUUCUCAUUUACAAGUUUUCAUGCACGUGAAGCCCACCUCUUAACAUUUAAAAAAUAUUUAGUCUACUAGUUAAGGGCCUUAAAAUGGGGGUGGAGGGAUUACCCAUCAAAGGACAUUGGGAAAACAGACAUUUUCAUUUGACCUGCUCUUCUGAAAAGCAUCCACAUCUGGAUCCAUAUAUUUCCUUCUGCCUCAUUUUGUUCAUCCUAUGCUGCUGUGGCUCUGAUUUUUUUAAUGGUUCUGUCUUACCUUUUUCAUGCCUUCUGCUUCUGAUUAAAGUACAAUGGGUCAUUAAGUCUUGACUGUAUAGCACUGCUAGUAAAGGGCUGCAUGCCUUGACAAUUGUGUCACACUUAACAGAAACCUGUGUUAACAAUGCAAUGCCAGCUUGUCUUCAGAUUUUUCCUGGUUUAUUUUACCAGCAAGCUAUUUGCUUCUUAGUUUCCCUCUGUCAAGUACAGUGAGGGCUAAACUGUUGGCUUUAAAAAACAAAGUUUUGUUUCUUAAUAGAAACGUUGAGUGUCAGCACUACCAAACAUGCUGGCAUUUGCGGACCGGACAGAUUGAGUAGCUACUCAUUUCUUGGUGCUGCCAGGAGGCAUAACUCUCAAAAACAGUUCUUCCCAACCACACCAAAGGCUCCAGGCUAUGCUUCUUGCUUACUAUAUGGCGGAAGAACUUCCUUUCUUCUCCAGUUCAAACAAAGCCAACCCAGAGGGAAGGACAACAAUGAAAAAGGUAAAAGGUUCUGUCCUUCCACCCAAAGUGCAAGCAAUACAAAGGAUUGUGUUUCUUCCCUCUACAUAAAGUCCAUUGCAACAGACUUUGUAUAUACCUUCAGGUUAGAAAUCAGUAGAGAUUAAAGUAUAUUGAUACUCUUAGCUACAUGAUGUGAUUCUCAUGGGUGGGAACUAGCCUCCUGCAUUCCCCACUUUCACUUACAUUGUACUAAAUCAGAAUAACAGCUGAAACUUUAAUUUGUAUUUCUGAAGCUUGGCUGGCAUUUUUAAAGUAGAUCCUAGAUCUACUUUCGUCUUUUCCUGAGAACAGGGAAUUCCUUUGUUAAUCCCACAUGCUCAUUUGCCUACUUCAUACAGUUUGUAGGAAGCUGUCUGUGUGUGUGUGUGUGUGUGUGUGUGUGUGCACGCGUGCGAGAGUGUGCAUGUGCACGCUUACAGGACAAGUGAAGCUUAACGUAUUUGCACUGAGUGAAACUUCUAGAAAAAUGGGCUAGGUCAUAAUUUCCUAGAUUGUUGAAAAUCCCAGUGCAGAAUGACAGCUACUGUUUUUAAAUUCUAAAAUGGUUGUAUAAGGCAGGUACUUUUGUUUUUCUCUGCCAACCUAAAGAUACUUCCAGUAGUUGUUGCUUUUUUUCUGGGUUAUAUUCCCUGGGAAUUCAAAAGGAUACAUUUUUUCUGCAGAAGGUAGUAUGGUCAAAGUGAAUGUGGUUAUAAGGGCAAAAAUAUGACUUAAAGCUGGAAAUGGGAAGAACAGAGUCUUUCUUUUGUCAUGUAGCCUGUAUAGUUCAGGUAGAGCAACGCUUGCCUAAUUUUACUUUAAAUAAGGCUGUAUUUGGAUCUUUUGCUUUUAAGCAUGCCAGCAUGCAUCCUUAAGUGCUUUGCUUUUUUUUUUUCCUUUUUGUCCGUUGCAGUUGCAAGCCUGGAUGUAUAAAACAAGCAAGCCUUAAUUGAAGGCUUUUUGAAGGCAUUGUUGAUUUCAGAGCUUGACCCUGCUAAUGCUUAAGCCUACUUCCUGCUCUAAACUAAGCACAAAGAAAAAGAUUAGUCUUGAGUCUAAAUCCAAUUUUAUGGGGAGGAAAAGGUUCUGCUUAGCUCAAAGCAUAUCUAUUAUCAGAAAUGCCACUGUCUGUUCCUGUAAUAUAACAACAAAGUAUCCUAUCCCCACCAACAAAAUGCUGAUUUUCAAGAAGAAAUCCAUUUAAUACUAACAUAUGCAACUUAUACCUAGCAAGAGGAUGGGUAAAUGUUGGAAGUAGGUAGGGAUUGUACAAAGAGUUUGCAGUUAAUACUAGCCAGAAGUGAGCUAAAAAAGUCUUUCUCCCCAUAGGGGGUUACAGCACUGUGAAAUUUGUAAUGAAGAAAAAGUCCUUGCUAAUUAGAUCAAAUAUUUGGUUUAAAACAAAACAUUACUUUCUUUAAACCAAUUUAAUGGUAGUUCUAAAAUAAAAAGUCUUGAUUCCCAACCCACCCCCACUUUGGUUUUUCUGCCCUUUGACAUGUGGUUGUCUGCAAAUGCAUCCUUUUUUAUACAAUUUUAAAUAUGUAAAAUUGGUUGUCUUGUAAAUAUCUUAUAAAGGAAAAGUUUGUAAAUACCAAAUUUGUGGCUGUUAAUGUUUGUUACUUUUUUGCUUCAGUUCAUUUAGGUUUAACAGUGUUAACAGGGAGUAUUAAAAGAGAAAUUCUGCUUGUAUGUUUAAACAAAAUUGAAACAAAUCCUUUUUUACAAUAAAAUGAAGAGUAUUAA
Messenger RNA from Varanus komodoensis (Komodo dragon), 4859 nucleotides. RefSeq names its product MSL complex subunit 1 (gene MSL1). Gene Ontology annotation, cellular component: MSL complex. The record is from RefSeq and is a predicted model, not a curated record. Bases 84 to 1901 code for a protein of 605 amino acids. The transcript has 8 exons. NCBI's taxonomy places the organism in Eukaryota, Metazoa, Chordata, Lepidosauria, Squamata, Varanidae.